Molecule: messenger RNA, 927 nt
Organism: Selaginella moellendorffii
Lineage: Eukaryota; Viridiplantae; Streptophyta; Lycopodiopsida; Selaginellales; Selaginellaceae
Exons: 6
Coding region: 125-781 (218 amino acids)
Source: RefSeq, a predicted model, not a curated record
AUGGAAGAGUCGAGUGUGGAGACCGUCUUUAUGAUCCGCUCGGCUUUGUAGCCGUAUCCCGGCCGCCAGUAGUCGCUCAUGUUCAUCAUCUGGAUCCACUGGGGGCUCCAAGUCCAGGAUUUCCAUGGAUCCGGAACAAAACUUGAGCCUCCAGAGAGUGUGCGUCGAUCAGCGUUUGGUCUACGCCGCUGCCAUCUAUAACGACGCCGCUGGUGUUGAUCACUAUGGACUUCUUACCGAGACACGGUGUUUAUUGCCGCUUGCAGCGCCUCUGUGUCGUCGCUGCUGCCGCCACCACCAGGAAACAACGUUACCUUCACUGGAGGAGCCGGGGGAAUGGGAUCCAUCCCACCUCGGUAGCCAACCGCGGAGAAAUCCAUUAUCCUGUCACCUUGCCAGGUUGAUCGCUCUUGCAAGACUCAGGAAAGACGAGAGCAGCAGCAAGAACUUGAGGGUCUCCAUCACUGCGUGGGAGCGGUGCUUUGCGGCAAGGUACUAUAUAUCAACUGGCCCAAGCUUUUGGAGGCUUUUGGUGGGAGAGCGAUCUUCAUUAUGUGCAGUCAUCGGUGGACUCGGAAACAUUUUCCUGCUAGCUGUAAAGAAUUGGUACCUUUGGCUCAUUCCAUCCAUAAUUGACUAUACUGUCGAGCUUUUGCAACUUGUUGUAAGUCGGCAAAAUAAAUCGGUUUCUCUGGCACGCGCGGUCGCUUUCUUUGGACAGCCGGAAGAUUGUUGCAACUUAGAAGGUUUCGCAGCAAAGGGAAGUCGUGUUUCACGAUGAACGUCCGGUUUCGUGGUCCCAAAUAUUCAACUAACCGGGUACGUCUUUCGCUGUUACUUGUGUAACAAGUCUUGGUUGCGUUGUGUGAGGUUUCUAGCAAUAGAGUAGAGCAAUGUACUCUCGGAAAUUUAAUUCGAAACUUCUUC